AUGGCUGCAUCGAAUACAGGUGAAACUGUUCGUGUCAUCGUACGAUGUCGACCCAUGAAUCAACGUGAGCUAGAUUUAAAAAGUCAAACAAUAGUUUCCAUGAAUAUACAAAUAAAUCAAAUUAUGUUAGAAAAUAUUGAACAAAGUAAUGAACCACCAAAACAAUUCACUUUCGAUGCAGUCUAUCCAGUAGAUUCUGUAACGGAAAAUAUAUAUGCUGAUUCUGUUUUUCCAUUAGUUGAAAGUGUGCUCGAGGGAUAUAAUGCAACAGUAUUUGCUUAUGGACAAACAGGAUGUGGAAAAUCAUAUACUAUGCAAGGAAUUAAUACAUCUGGAUCUCUACAACGUGGUGUUAUACCUCGAUCAUUUGAGCAUAUAUUCGAAGCUUCAUCAGUUGCAGCUGGUACAAAAUAUCUUAUUCGUGCAUCAUAUCUUGAAAUAUAUAAUGAAAGUAUUCGUGAUUUACUUGGUAAAGAUGUUAAAGCAACACUUGAUCUUAAAGAAUAUGUAGAUAAAGGUGUACAAGUACCAAAUUUAACAUGGCAUCAAUGUACAAAUGUAGUCGAUUGUGAACGACUGAUGGAUAAAGGCAAUAAAAGUCGAGCAACGGGUGCUACACUUAUGAAUAAAGAUUCAUCACGUUCUCAUUCAAUAUUUACUAUUCUUACUGAAAUGUGUACACGAAGUGAACUUGAUGGAAAAGAUCAUAUUCGAGCAGGAAAACUUAAUUUAGUUGAUUUAGCUGGUAGUGAACGACAAUCAAAAACACAUGCUGAAGGUGAACGUUUACGUGAAGCUACUCGAAUUAAUUUAUCACUUAGUGCCUUGGGUAAUGUUAUUUCUGCUUUGGUGGAUGGUCGUUCUAAACAUAUACCUUAUCGAGAUUCAAAAUUAACACGUCUUUUACAAGAUUCACUUGGUGGUAAUACAAAAACAUUGAUGGUAAAAAAACAAACAUGA
Molecule: messenger RNA, 960 nt
Organism: Rotaria sp. Silwood2
Lineage: Eukaryota; Metazoa; Rotifera; Eurotatoria; Philodinida; Philodinidae
Source: the annotation of a GenBank genome assembly